UCGAUCUCACGGAUCUUCUUCGAUUUCCCUAUUUCACAUCAUUUUUUCUUCACUCAAUUCUCCUCCCUUUUCUUCUUCUUCUCAAUCUCAAUUCCUUUCUUUUCAAUUUGGAACCAGUAGAAUCUUUCUGAUUCUCAGUUGAAAACCCUGCGCCCAUCAUUAUUAUUAUCCACCUACCCGUCAGCCAUGGAGGACAACCACGUUGCUUUCGAUUCCACCGCUGCUAAUGAAGAUCACGACGCCCCCCUCUCCCACGCCCAUGUUGACCAUGGUUGGCAGAAGGUUACCUACGCCAAGCGCCAGAGGAAGACGUCCAAGCCCUCUGCCGAUGCAGUUUCUGGAAAGAUCGUGGCUAAUGGUACCGUUCCCGCUGGGGACAACGUUUUCCGAUCGCUGGAGCAGAAAUCGCAGGAGCGCCGCCGUAGAAUUGUCGAGGCGCAGAAGGCCGCGGCUAUUGACGCCGAUGAGGAUGCUCCGGUUAGAUCUAAGAUCAGGUCUGACGAUGAGGAUGGCGAUGAUAGUGACAGAGAGGGUGUGGAGAAUGAAAAGCCUAAUGAGGAGGCCAAAAAGUUGAAGCAGAAGAAGCCGAAGAAGCCUAAGAUUUCCGUUGCGGAGGCCGCUGCGAAGAUUGAUGUGAACGAUCUGUUGGCGUUUUUGACCGAUGUGUCGGGCUCGUACGACACUCAGCAGGAUAUUCAGCUGAUGAGAUUUGCGGAUUAUUUUGGUCGCGCAUUCUCGGGCGUGAGCGCUUCUCAAUUUCCGUGGGUGAAAAUGUUGAGGGAGUCUUUGGUAGCUAAGAUUGUUGAUAUCCCCCUCUCUCACAUAUCGGAGGAUGUUUAUAAGGCAUCAGUUGACUGGCUGAAUAAACGUUCUCUUGAGGCCCUCAACUCUUUCGUUUUAUGGUCUUUAGACAGCAUUCUUGCUGACUUUGUGGGCCAACAAGCUAGUGCCAAAGGCUCUAAAAAGGGUGUACAACAUGCAUCAUCUAAAUCUCAGGUUGCCAUAUUUGUAGUUCUUGCAAUGGUAUUGCGAAGAAAACCUGAUGUCUUGAUUCAAGUAUUGCCAACCAUAAGGGAAAACUCAAAGUAUCAAGGACAGGAUAAGCUUCCAGUACUUGUCUGGAUGAUAGUUCAGGCUUGUCAAGCAGAUCUUGCGAUAGGGCUUUAUGCUUGGGCACAUAACCUCUUGCCCAUAGUUAGUGCUAGAAGUUGUAAUCCUCAGUCUAGAGAUCUAAUUCUGCAGUUAGUGGAAAGAAUUUUGUCCUCUCCAAAAGCCCGUACUAUUCUGGUAAAUGGUGCUGUCAGGAAGGGGGAGCGAUUGAUUCCACCUUCUUCAUUUGAAACACUUCUACGGGUUACUUUCCCUGCAUCGUCAGCUAGAGUGAAGGCUACUGAAAGGUUCGAGGCUAUCUAUCCAACCUUGAAGGAGGUUGCGCUUGCUGGCGCUCCUGGCAGUAAAGCAAUGAAACAAGUUUCACAGCAGAUAUUUAUUUUUGCUGCUAAAGCAGCUGGAGAAAGUGUUUCAGAGCUAUCUAGUGAAGCUACUAAUAUUUUCAUUUGGUGUUUGACCCAAAAUGCUGAUUGCUACAAGCAAUGGGACAAGAUUUAUGAGGAUAAUCUAGAAGCUAGUGUCUCCGUUUUGAAAAAACUUUCUGAUGACUGGAAAGCGCAUUCUUUAAAAUUAUCUCCUUUUGAUGCUCUGAGGGAAACUUUAAAAAGUUUCAGAACCAAGAACGAGGAGGCAUUGACUAGUGAUGAAGUGGGUGCUUGCCAAUCCAAAUACAAGGAAGCAGAUAAGUAUGCCAAGUCGAUACUGAACAGGGUUUCGCGAGGCCAUGGAUGUCUGAAAAGUAUGGCUCUUAUAGUCAUCGCUCUAGGUGUUGGUGCUGCAGUCAUGUCCCCGAACAUAGAGUCCUUGGAUUGGGAGAAACUCACUGCUUUCAUCCCACAACACUCUUUCUGAGUCGGCAUUCCUGCAUUGUCGGCUAAGGUUUCAAAUUCCGACCUUGUUCGCCUCUGAUGAAGCAGCAGUUGACAAUGUCGUGAAGCCAACCUUGGCUCCUCUGUGGGCAGGGAAACCAAAACCCUGUCGGUAACGAAAUCGCACAACUAGUUGGUCAGUCGUUUUAGAUCCUUUUUGUGUUCCUCGUGGGGGGAUACUAGAGUAGUGGAAGUAGUAAGGCUUUUUAAGUUAACACUGCAUUAAAAGACUGGAUAGCCAUUAAAAGACUGGAUAGCCAUUUUAGCAUCUUUUAAUUUGGUUUUUCUCAUUUGUUAGUUUUGUUUUAAGUUAUUUGCCCACUCUAACCUUCACAGGCUCGGCAGUAGAUCAAAAAGGGAGUUUGGA
Messenger RNA from Cucurbita maxima (winter squash), 2346 nucleotides. RefSeq lists its product as uncharacterized. Lineage: Eukaryota; Viridiplantae; Streptophyta; Magnoliopsida; Cucurbitales; Cucurbitaceae. The coding region runs from base 187 to 1962 and encodes 591 amino acids. Gene Ontology annotation, cellular component: endoplasmic reticulum; Golgi apparatus. The transcript is spliced from 10 exons. The record is from RefSeq and is a predicted model, not a curated record.